Messenger RNA from Didymella exigua CBS 183.55, 1243 nucleotides. RefSeq lists its product as uncharacterized. The transcript has a single exon. NCBI's taxonomy places the organism in Eukaryota, Fungi, Ascomycota, Dothideomycetes, Pleosporales, Didymellaceae. The record is from RefSeq and is a predicted model, not a curated record. The annotation marks the transcript as partial.
CCUCGAUGCUCGCUCCGUUUGUGUCGCGAUCCCAAACGGUGAUGGCCUAGGGCUUCAUUGUCGUCAUCAAGUAAUCAUUCAGUGCUAAUCUGUACCACCGUGCCUGUGCGAGGUGGUCAGGGCGAGUCGAGAGCUACGAGGGGACUUGCACGGUUCGAUGAUGUCGAUGAUGCGGUGCUGAUAGGUCUAUGUAAGGUAUGCCAGGGAGCGACGUCAGUGGAGCCGCACAGGUACAUAGCAAACGUCUCGUGCGCGUACGUGCAAGCAAUCAUGUCUGUUUUCUGCUCAUCACGGCUGGCACAAGGCGCAAUCAGAGCAACUCGGCAGUCUUCCUCACCGUUUGUGACCCGCGCGCCUGCAAUUCGACUACGCAAAGUACAGUUCCUCACACACCACCGCGCACUCUCUAGCACAUCUACACCGCAGUCCAAGAUGCCGAGCACGCGCCAGCAAGACGCGCCGGGCAACACGCCGGUGCAGAAGAGCCACCGCGCCACCGCGCAGAACUGCACCGAGCACUGGGAAGACGAAGAGCACCUGGAGCAGAACAAGAAGCACUUCCAGGAGUUCCGCGCGCAGCGCAGCAAGUCCUCCUCGGCUGGUAGCGCAUCAGGCUCCGGCGGCUCCGACUCGGAUCUCCAUGGUGAUGUGCCGGGGGGCAUGAAGCGCGGACGCGGCGCGAAUCAGGCUGGGGGCCAGAGCAAGAAGGCGAAGAGCGCGGAGACGGAUCCGUCGGGUCUGCCCCGGGGUGAUAAGACGAGGGUGCCCAAAGUGGGGCAGCAUGUGCACUGGAAGUAUGGAAAGGGGUACGCAAAGGGCGAGGUAGUUGAGGUGUUGUACGAGAAGAAGGAGAUUGAGGGCAAAAAGGCGGAGGCGAGCAAGGAGGACCCAAGGCUGGUAUUGAAGGCGAAUUCGUCGGGGAAGCUGGCGGUGCACAAGCCGGAAGACUGCUACUUUGAUUGAGUCACGGUUUCAUGGUGGUGGUUCGGGGUGACGGUGCUGAUGGGCACGUGAGCAGCGCACGAAAACGGACAGUCUUGCAUAGCAACGAGCCCCACGACGAGCAAUGAGCUGUCUGGUUCGCUUUCUGCUGCCGGCUGUGAGCGUCAACAGUUUCAGAACACAGCGGCGUGCCUGGAUGGGUGCAGUGUAUCAGAACAGCACAACGGUUACCUGUAUGGGAUGUGCCUGGGGAUGCAGUGUAUUCUAUCAAGCAUUGGUCUGAGCCCAGACGUUAGCUCAU